ACUUCGACAUGACUGGUAAGUUUAUCGUGCUAAAAUAUUAUGCUGUAACUUUUGUCGCCAAAAUAUACAUGUUCAGACAGUGCGGGGCCAUGCGAUCCCACAAGUGAUCCAUCUACCCUUGGUCAGCCUAUCGAAGUUGCAAGUCGGGAAGCAAUGCCCUUCAAACACAUCAGAAAAAUUGGUCAGGAUGGCAGUGCAGUCAUCAAAAUGGUUUCCCAUGCAUUCACAAAUCAGAUAUUUGCACUGAAAACCUUCCGACGAUACAACCGGCGACAGUUUGAAGGCGUGAAACGCGUGUUCAUAAAUGAAAUUAGCAUUAUGAGACGCCUGUCCUCACAUCUGCACAUAAUACAGUUACGCGGAUCGUAUAUUUGCGACCGAGAACUUUUCAUUUUGCUGAGACCAGUGGCGGACGGCGGUGAUCUGGCAGCAUAUAUUACCAGAGUCCUGGAGUCUGGGCUGCUGAGUGAACAAGAGAUCAUCUUAAAUCGCGCAUUUGGGUGUUUGGCAGACGGUCUUGCAUUCAUACACAAACACACCAUCAGGCAUAAGGAUAUUAAACCACAGAACAUUAUGGUGCACGAAGGUCGCGUCCUAUAUACGGAUUUUGGUAUAUCUUUUGACGCAGAUCAACACGACACCACUACAGUCGGUUGCCCAGUCCUUUUCACUCGGCGUUAUUGUGCUCCAGAGGUAAAAGACUGGGCUAACCGGAACCGCAAAUGGGAUGUUUACUCUCUGGGCUGUGUUUACCUGGAAAUUCUAGAUGCACUUGAG
Bipolaris sorokiniana ND90Pr is the source of this 777-nucleotide messenger RNA. RefSeq lists its product as uncharacterized. Gene Ontology annotation, biological process: protein phosphorylation; mitotic DNA damage checkpoint signaling. The record is from RefSeq and is a predicted model, not a curated record. NCBI's taxonomy places the organism in Eukaryota, Fungi, Ascomycota, Dothideomycetes, Pleosporales, Pleosporaceae. Gene Ontology annotation, cellular component: nucleus. Gene Ontology annotation, molecular function: protein serine/threonine kinase activity; ATP binding. The transcript has a single exon. The annotation marks the transcript as partial.